AUGCCAGAACAAGUUCCAAACACACUAAAUAUUAUUAAAAAACUAACGGACAUGCUUCCGCAGCUUUCAGAGACUGAAGCAGAGGCCGCUCGAUACCAAAUAGAGCAGCUGAAAAAUGAAAACCCUUUUCUCUCGGGAAAAGACAAAAACCCCGGGAGCGUUCUGGAGUGCUGGGAGGCGCGAGACACAAGCAGAGUCAAAAUUCUAAAACAGAGGCUUGAUCAGGAAAAGAACCUUCUCGAGGGCUACAAAGUCAUUCUCCAGGAGAACACCACGGAUGUUUUGCUGGAAAGGGUCCAAAAGUCCCAGAGAGUCAUAUACUUCAUAGAAAGAGAGAUCGCAAUGAUAAAAAGGUUUCUGUCAGAUGCAUGCCUGAAGGACAAGAGCUACAACCCGAGCAUGAUUUUUGACUCAACAAGCAUGGAGCCUGAAAAAAUAGUUAAGCACAACGGAAAAGCCCAUCUCUCCAUCAUAGGCAUUUUCAGCAAAAACCCGCUGCACAAGAACAUGAGCAUAAACAUAUACACCGAUGAUACAUUCAUAGGAAAAGUAGAGGCGGGCGAGAUUGAAGACAGUAAGUCGAUCAGCAUCGAAUUUAAAGAUGUGUACCGGAUAGAGUUUAUGCUGAAAACAGAAAACGAUGUGGUUGCUGGCCUGGUGUACUUUCCGAUUGAAAACCUUGUGGAUGCAGAGGAUGUUGGCUCGAAGUCUUUCUACUACACAAUUGCAGAGAAGAGCAUGCUUAGCAUUUCGUUUGGAAACUGCAAACUUGAAGAGUGCGGAAUCCAGAGAAAUGGCACGUCCAUUAUAACCAAAAGAUCCUCUGGGCAUCUUCUGCGAAAGCUCGAGGACAUCUCGCUCUACCGGUGCGGAGUGUGUGGGCACAACGAGAGCAAAGACCGUGCUUCGCAGUUCUACAGAUGCGACUGGUGCAAGUUCACAUGCCAUGCACACUGCAUGAACCUGAUAUUCUUCGAGUGCUUUGAGUUCAAGAAAAAACAGGAGGCUGAGUCCGACAAAAAGGCCCUUGAGAAAGAGGUUGAGGAAAUGAAAAAAGAGCGGCUGAACAUAAUAAUUGCAGCUAUCGACAUCCGAGAAAAGCCCAACGACUAUGACGAGCUGGCAAACAGGAUGCAAAAGCCCUCGAAAGAGAUAAUCAAAAAAGGGCACAGUGACUCAGAGAAAGACAGCUCCGACAGCGAUGAUAAAGCACAAAAGCCUGUCAAGAGGUACAGCGUUGAGCACAAUCUGGUAAAACAGAAAAUGCUGGGCAUAACUUGGUGCUGCCACUGCGGAGAAAGGAUAGGGAUGCUGACCGUGGCUCUGGAGUGCUCUGUGUGCCAAAAUGCGUACCACACAGAGUGCAGAGGCAUGAUCUUUAAGUCGUGCGGAAUCACCAAAGAGCUGCUGGAAGGGCUGGUUGCAUACGUGCCAAAAAAGAAAAAGAAAGACAAAAGUGAAAUAUCGCUCAGUGAGUUCAAGUUCUUGUAUCUAAUAUGUCCAGAGGGCAACGGCAAGGUCUAUCUGUGCAGCUGGAGAGACAAAACAGUGGCUCUGAAGGCAAUCAAGAAAAAGGAUAUUGUUGAGAGCAACAGUGAAGAGCUAGUGGACACACAGCGAAUUUGUCUAGAAAUAGCCAAGUCCUCUGGAAACCCAUUCAUUGUAAAGAUGGAGGGAUGCUUCCAAACAACAACCCACAUCUUUUUCAUACUGGAGUUUGUGGAAGGGGGUGAUCUGUACUACCAUCUCCACAGUAGAGAGAUAACACCGCCUGAAAUAAAAAUGAUUCUUGCCGGGCUGACCAUAGCGCUUGAGUGGCUCCAUGAAGAGAAUAUAAUAUACAGAGACCUUCGGCUGGAAAACGUCAUGUUCGCAAAGAACGGGUAUGUGAAGCUGACUAACCUUGGGCUAUGCUCCAUAGGCGCACCGAACGGUGUUGCGCACACUUUGUGUGGCAGUUUCCCAAAUGUUGCGCCUGAAGUGAUCGAUGAACACUACACAAAGGCAGCUGACUGGUGGAGCUUUGGCGUGCUGGCAUAUCAGCUCGUUCUUAAAACAUCGCCGUUUAUAGCUGGGAGCAUAAAGCAGACUAAAGAGGCGAUACAGAACGACCCACCGGCCAAUCUAGAGCUCAUUGAAGAGCCCAUGCGCUCUCUUAUAGUUGGCCUCUUGGAGAAGAGUGCAGACAGCCGAAUUGGAACAAAGUCUAUAUGGGAGAUAAAGAACCAUCCGUACUUCAGCGACAUAGACUGGGACAAAAUGAAAAAACAAGAGCUCCCUGUGGUAUGGAAGCCCUCCACUGAAAAGCCGUGCAUGAACUUUGAAUCAGCGCAGAUAAAGAACAGCCCUUCUCUGAGCCCUGCUGAAGAAAUAGACAACUCCCACAACGCCUAUUUCCAAAACUUUUAG
Molecule: messenger RNA, 2409 nt
Organism: Nematocida minor
Lineage: Eukaryota; Fungi; Microsporidia
Product: putative protein kinase C eta type
Exons: 1
Coding region: 1-2409 (802 amino acids)
Biological process (GO): protein phosphorylation
Molecular function (GO): protein serine/threonine kinase activity; ATP binding
Source: RefSeq, a predicted model, not a curated record